AUGACAGACACAUUUAGAGGGGGUUCAGGGAAUUUUAAAAAGGGAUCAAAUGAUUUCAGAAGGGGAAAUAAUAACUCGGUACUUAAAGGUAGCACAUGGAAAGGAUCAAAUGGAGGAAGAGGUGGAGGAGGAAGAGGUGGGGGAGGUAGAGGUGGAGGAGGUAGAGGUGGGGGAGGUAGAGGUGGAGGAGGUAGAGGUGGAGGAGGAAGAGGUGGAGGAGGAAGAGGCGGUGGAGGAAGAGGUGGUGGAGGAAAUAGAAGUUUUAAAAAAGAUAAUAAAUCGAGUAAAGUAAUAGUAGUACCUCACAGAUUCCCAGGUGUGUAUUUAUUAAAAGGAAAAUCGGAUAUAUUAGUUACCAAAAAUUUAGUACCUGGAGAGAGUGUAUAUGGGGAAAAAAGAUAUGAAGUAAUGGAUGAAAAUGAGAAAAUCGAAUAUCGAGUCUGGAAUCCAUUUCGUUCUAAAUUAGGAGCUUGUUUAAUGGGUGGAGUAGGUAACAUGCCAAUAAAACCAGGAAGUAAAGUCUUAUAUUUAGGUGCAGCUAAUGGAACUUCAGUUUCUCAUGUGUCUGAUAUGAUAGGAGAAGAAGGAGUUGUUUAUGCUGUUGAAUUUUCUCAUAGAUCAGGCAGAGACUUAACAAACAUGUCAAAAAAAAGAUCAAAUAUUGUUCCAAUUGUUGAAGAUGCUAGACAACCGACUAAAUAUAGAAUGUUAGUUGAUAUGGUUGAUGUUGUUUUUGCUGAUGUCGCUCAGCCGGAUCAAGCUCGUAUUGUUGCUUUAAAUGCACAUAUGUUUUUAAAAACUGGGGGAUGGUUUAUUAUUUCUAUUAAAGCUAAUUGUGUUGAUUCUACUGCUAAGCCAGAAGUUGUUUUUGCAUCUGAAAUGGAAAAGUUAAAAAAAGAAAAUUGCAAACCUAAGGAAAAAUUAACAUUAGAACCCUUUCAUCGUAAUCAUGCUAUUGUUUUAGGCCUAUACAGAUAA
Molecule: messenger RNA, 978 nt
Organism: Plasmodium relictum
Lineage: Eukaryota; Apicomplexa; Aconoidasida; Haemosporida; Plasmodiidae
Gene: NOP1
Product: fibrillarin, putative
Exons: 2
Coding region: 1-978 (325 amino acids)
Biological process (GO): box C/D sno(s)RNA 3'-end processing; rRNA methylation
Cellular component (GO): nucleolus; small-subunit processome; box C/D methylation guide snoRNP complex
Molecular function (GO): RNA binding; rRNA methyltransferase activity; histone H2AQ104 methyltransferase activity
Source: RefSeq, a predicted model, not a curated record